AUGAGUGCUAUACCACAUGAUGCACAGGUGAUGCAAGCUAUUUUAAAGGACAUGGGGAUUACAGAAUAUGAACCACGUGUAAUUUCACAGUUGCUCGAAUUCGCUUACAAAUACACAACGGAAAUUCUAGAUGAUGCCCGUUCAGUGAGUGAGCAUGCAGGGAAGAAGCAAAUUGAUGAAACAGAUGUGCAAUUUGCCAUUGACAACGCAGCAAGUACUUGGAAGUCUGAACGUCCCAACAAACAAUUAUUAGUUGAAUUUGCUGAACAAAAAAAUGCGGUACCACUCCCUUCAAUUCGACAAAAUUAUGGUUUAAGGCUUCCAAAUGAUCGAUUUUGUUUGAUACAACCAAACAUGAGUUGGAAGAGUAAUGAACAGCUUCGCGAAAUUAAUGAGCAGAUGAGUAGGAAAGAGGAACCAAUUGUACGGUCAACAGAAGCAGCUCGGCAAACUAGACCUGAGGCAAUCUCUAGCUUACUGAAACGAAAAGCAAAUGAUGAUGAAGAUUUCGAUGUACCAUAA
This is a messenger RNA of Thelazia callipaeda (thelaziosis nematode), 522 nucleotides long. The record is from the annotation of a GenBank genome assembly. Lineage: Eukaryota; Metazoa; Nematoda; Chromadorea; Rhabditida; Thelaziidae.